Drosophila yakuba is the source of this 1185-nucleotide messenger RNA. It is a transcript of the gene nullo, whose product is annotated as protein nullo. Bases 403 to 1071 code for a protein of 222 amino acids. Lineage: Eukaryota; Metazoa; Arthropoda; Insecta; Diptera; Drosophilidae. The record is from RefSeq and is a predicted model, not a curated record. The transcript has a single exon.
GAAUCGCGACUCUUGCAAAACCCCGAAAUCGUGGCCAAAUGAUGCCUCAUAAAACGAUGCACAACAAGGGGAUUAUGGUCAGGGGUUAGGGGUUAGGGGUUAGCAGGGUUAGGACUUUAUGAAGGUCGCAGGUUAGGUCGCAGUUUAGGUCGCAGGUUAGCUCGCAGUUUAGGUCGCAGCUUAGGUCGCAGGUUAGGUGCCGGUUAGCGAAUAAGACCUGAUCCCUAUUAGGGUGUGUACCUGUAGCAUAUCUAUAUACCUGGAGCCAAGUACUAGGGUAUAUAUGCCCGCCAUUUGGUGGCAAUCAGCAUCAGUUGUCCAACAACAGUUACACCGCUAACAUCGUACACCGUACAGUGAAGCCACUAUACUAUAUACCAAAAUAUCUCACAAAAACUCAAGAUGGGCAGCACACAUUCCGCUGAGGAGCAGGUAAAGAGUGUGGAGGACACAACCAGUCCCGGCAAUCCGGGCAUCUUCUGCACGGCGGCCUCACUGCCCAACUUCAUUAGCAAUAUCCAGCGACUGGUGCUCCGCAAGCUGAGCAUCUCGGCGAGGAAACAAAGGCGACUGAGCAAGCACUCCAAGCAACUGCUGCGACCCAUGCCCCGCUGCUCGUCCUUCGGAUCCAGCGGCACUCUACUGACGCCCACCAAGAAGUCCUGCAGCUUGGCGGAUCGCCGCUAUGCCCAGUGGAAGUGCAGCUUCGAGCACCUGGCCAGGAUGCAGUCGCCGCCGCGUCUUCAUGACAUCAGCGAGGCCAUGACUGGACAGACCACGCCCCCUGGCUUUCCCUCCCACACGGAUGCCAAGCGCUGCCUGGUGGUGGCCAGUACGAUGGAGGACGCCAGUUCGCCGGAGUCGCCGCUGUACGAUUUGGUGGGCGGUGGCCAGAAACUUCGCCGUCGCCUCAGUUUGCGCAGCCACGCCCCCGUGCGCCGCCCAUCCGCACGGCAGAAGGCAGAAGCAUCCAAGUUGGAUGCCCAGCUGCAGCGGGAUCUUCGCGAUCUGGAGGAUUACUAUGGCGGCUUCCACUUUGCCCAGCGUCGCGAGCGUUUGGUCAAGGUUUAGUUUUGCAAAAAAGUAUAUAAAUAAUAAUAAGACAUUUUUAAUAAUUUUGAUAGCAAAUAUUGUGAUAGCUCGUAAGCCCUAAAGUCCUGAAUAAAAUUCGAAAUUAAAAUCAAA